Molecule: messenger RNA, 1150 nt
Organism: Polyodon spathula (Mississippi paddlefish)
Lineage: Eukaryota; Metazoa; Chordata; Actinopteri; Acipenseriformes; Polyodontidae
Product: transmembrane protein 150A-like
Exons: 8
Coding region: 240-1070 (276 amino acids)
Biological process (GO): protein localization to plasma membrane
Source: RefSeq, a predicted model, not a curated record
GAACAAGGGGCUGGUUCAACACAGUCCCGAAGGGUUUGCUUUUGAAGCCGUAAGAAAGGGAUCCUGAGGUUGUGCGUUUGAGGCUGGCGAUCGGGUUUGGGUCUGGGAGGACAGGAUGUUUGGACGGCAGUAGUAUCAGCAGUGUCCCAGAGUGUCGCUCUCAUGCCCUGCCUGCUUCUCUAGUCCCCUCCCUCUCCCCUGCUCCAUGCUUGGGCUCCACGCCCCUCUCCUCUUCCCCAAUGACUGCCUGGAUCAUUCUCCCCGUCAGCCUGUCUGCCUUCUCCAUCACCGGGAUAUGGAUCGUCUAUGCUAUGGCAGUAAUGAACCAUCAUGUUUGUCCUGUAGAGAAUUGGUCCUACAACCUGUCCUGUGCGGAGGAGACUCCCAAGCACGGCUUCCCGAAAAGCUGCUGCACCCUUGAGGACAUCCCUCUGAUCAGUAAGUGUGGCUCCUUCCCUCCAGAGAGCUGUGUCUUCAGCCUCAUUGGCAAUGUGGGAGCGUUUAUGGUGGUGAUGGUGUGCAUGCUGCGCUAUGCCCAGGUGAUCGAGCGGAGCCGCCGCUCGUGGGUCAACACCAGCGGCCUCGUGGCGGGCUGCACCAACGCACUGGGGCUCGUCAUCGUGGGCAACUUCCAGGUGGAUCAUGCGAAGUCCCUGCACUAUAUCGGUGCUGGUGUAGCGUUCCCGGCCGGGCUGCUCUUCGUGUGUCUGCAGUGUGUUCUCACGUACCGCAUCGCUGUCUCAUCGCUCGAUUACUGGAUGGCACACUUCAGGAUGGCCCUCGCCAUCGUGGCCGUAGUCUCCAUGGUGCUCAGUGGUAUCUUCUUCAUCCACGAGCGCUUCGUUCUCCAGCACGCCGCCGCCAUCUGCGAGUGGAUCUUCACCGUCACCAUCCUGGUCUUCUACGGGACCUUCACCUACGAGUUUGGAGCCCUGAGCAGAGACAGCAUGCUGGCAGCGUUGCAGCCGCGGGGCAUGGGGGCUGGGAGGGGCAAGGACUGCAAGUCCCCGGGGAGCAGCAGCACCUCCACACACCUCAACUGCAACCCCGAGAGCAUCGCCAUGCUGUAGCACAGCGCUGCCCCCUGCCUGCUGCCCCAGGCAUAGCGCCCAGCUCAAACAAAACGGUCGUUUUUAAAUUAUUAUUAUUA